This is a messenger RNA of Acanthosepion pharaonis, 1200 nucleotides long. NCBI's taxonomy places the organism in Eukaryota, Metazoa, Mollusca, Cephalopoda, Sepiida, Sepiidae. The record is from the annotation of a GenBank genome assembly.
AUGUAUCUAUCUAUCUAUCUAUCUAUCUAUCUAUCUAUCUAUCUAUCUAUCUUUUUAUCUAUAUCAUCUUCAUAUCUAUCAAUCUGUCUAUCUAUCAAUUAUCUAUCUCAGUCCUUUUUAUCUAUCUAUCUAUCUAUCUAUCUCAGUCCUAUCAUAUCUAUCUAUCUAUCUAUCUAUCUAUCUAUCUAUCUAUCUAUCUAUCUAUCUAGCUAUUAUUCAUGCAUCAAUACUAUUGAGGCUUACAUCAAAUGUUCCUCUUACCUCUGCUACGGUUACUGUGUUGUUGUCAGGAUUAGCUCUCUCUCUCUCUCUCUCUCUCUCUCUCUCUCUCUCUCUCUCUCCCGACGUUUCAUUAUCUUUUUUCCGAAUUUCAGCAGUUAUUAUCAGAGUGAGGAUGUGAGUCUCUCUCUCUCUCUCUCUCUCUCUCUCUCUCUCCCUCUCUCUCUCUCUCUAGCCACUCCGACAUGGUCUGUUUAUCUGCCCUGCUUCUCGCGUCCUGGUCUGGUUCUUGUUGUUUUCUCUGGAUCCCUGACCAUAGCGUUUUUAAUCUGGCUGCUGGCAUGGCCUGCUUCUUGGCGCCCUGCCCUGGAGCGUCCUGGCCUGUUUCGCUGGAGUCCUGGCAUCCUGGCCUGCUUCUCUGCCCUGCACGUCCUGGUCUGCUGGUUUCUCAGGCGCCCUGACCUCGUCCCUGGGUCUGUUAAGCGUCCUGGUCUGUUAAUCUGGUUCUCUCUGCUUCUCUGGCGCCCUGCCCUGCCCUGCCCUCUGGCAGCGUCCUGCGCCCUGCCCCUGCACUGCCCUGCCUCUUCUCUAGCGUCCUGGUCUGUUAAUCUGGUUCUCUGCUCUUCUCUGGUUUCUCUGGCUGCCCUGCCCUGCCCUGCCUGUCCUGCGUCCUGGUCUGUUAAUCUGGUUCUCUGUUUCUCUCUCCUGCUUCUCUGGCGCCCUUGCUCCCCUGCCCUGCCCUGCCCCCCGGUCCUGCGUCCUGGUCUGUUAAUCUGGUUCUCUGCUCUGUUUCUCUGGCACUCUGGCCUGCUUCUCUGGCGCCCUGCCCUGCCCUGCCCUGCGUCCUGGUCUGUUAAGCGUCCUGGUCUGUUAAUCCUGGUUCUCUGUUCUCUCUCUUUCUCUGGCACCCUGGCCUGCUUCUCUGGCGCCCUGCCCUGCCCUGCGUCCCUGCCCUGCCCUGCCCUGCCCUGCCUUCUCUAG